Messenger RNA from Daldinia caldariorum, 1597 nucleotides. Its product is annotated as putative alkaline phytoceramidase. NCBI's taxonomy places the organism in Eukaryota, Fungi, Ascomycota, Sordariomycetes, Xylariales, Hypoxylaceae. Gene Ontology annotation, biological process: ceramide catabolic process; ceramide biosynthetic process. The coding region runs from base 441 to 1376 and encodes 311 amino acids. The record is from RefSeq and is a predicted model, not a curated record. Gene Ontology annotation, cellular component: endoplasmic reticulum membrane. The transcript is spliced from 9 exons.
GUUUUUUCUUUUUUUUUUUUCUUCUAUUCUAGAUUGAUCCUGCAUUUGCCGUAAUAGGUAAUGAGCUAUACUGCAAAAAGGUCAGUACCUAUAUGUGUACCUACGUAAGGAAAGGUAAGGUACAUAGGUAGGCGUAACUUGUAAGGUUCGGCAGGAUGUAAGUGGUUCGACACUACUUAUUAGAUUCUUUACCGGAGUGCCGGAAACACUCCUUCAACAACUACGCGGCUUAUUGAUUAACACAAAACUGCCAUUCCAUAUUUAUUUAUUUUUUUUUUUCUUCAUUGUUCCUAUACGCUUACUCCAGCAAGCUUAACGGAGACAAAUCUAGAUACCCGACUACUCAGCAGACUUUGUUUUAUAUAAUAAGGACGAACCGGACCCCUAAAGGCUACGUACACUUCAUGUUAUAAGCCGGUUGCUUCAACUUACCUCGAAAUAUGCCUGUGCAGAGCCUCAUUGAGGCCUUGAGCUUCCCGUACCAUGAACCUCGGCACGGCUUCUGGGGCGAGAAAACGUCCACCUUGAACUUUUGCGAGGAGGACUAUGUCAUGAGCUACUACUGUGCCGAAGUCUGCAAUACCCUCACCAAUGUUCUCUUCGUGUUGCUGGGCUAUAAGGGCAUCCGAGGGUGCAUCAAAUAUUCACACCCUGCCAUUUUCAUUGUCACAUUUGCUGGAUACAUGGUGGUGGGCCUAGGGUCUACCUUUUUUCACGCUUCUCUCAAGUACCCCAUGCAACUUGUGGACGAGCUCGCUAUGAUAUAUACGACUUGUUUCAUGUGCUUCGCUACGUUCACUUAUGGCAGGUCUCUUCGCUUCUCUGCCUUCCUUGGCACAGGCCUCCUCUGGCUUGCGUGGUUUAUCACUGCAAGGUACUACAAAACCAAGGAUCCCCAGUUCCACCAGGAUGCCUACGCGGUUUUGACAGCUACGGUGGUAUUCUCGAAUAUAUGGAUUAUGGAGCGGACACUCCGUCCGGCGCUGAAGGUGAGAGAAGAGAGUAGAAAACGAGAAGCUCGCGCUCCGAGGCUCCCGACGGCCAAUGAGACGAUCAGGGAGAUGUGGGUCAUGGUUGCGACAGGGCUCAGCGUAUUCCUCGGCGGUUAUCUUAUCUGGAACUUGGAUAAUAUGUACUGCAAUACUAUUCGCAAGUGGCGGCAUCAACUCCAGCUUCCCUGGGCUGUCGUGCUUGAAGGGCAUGCUUGGUGGCAUCUCAUGACCGGAAUAGGUGCAUAUUUUUACAUCGUCUGGCGUAUUUGGGUCCACCGAUGCUUAGACGGCGACGAAGAUAAAUUUCGACUCGCUUGGCCAUACAUCCUCCGGAUGCCAGAAGUAGUCGCCAUAGACGACAUACCGGAUAAGAAAAGGCAAUGAAGAGAGAGAGAGAAAAAAAGAAAGAAAAGAAGAAGAAGAAAGCGCCAAAUUCGAUAGAUGGUUAGAAUGGUAGCGAAAAACCAUGUUAUAAUAAGCGUACGCGAGCAGAGGAUAGAUAGCAUAUCCAUUUGGCGUUUAUUGAUAUUAGAGCCUACGCUACAUUUGGGCUAGACUAGAACUUUAAUAGAUUAUCUAAAUGAAUGUAUAAUGAGUUGAUUAUA